AUGCACCUGCCGGGCUGCGCGCCAGCCAUGGCCGAGGGGAGCUUCUCGCUCGCUGGCCACCUGCUCCGCAGCCCAGGCGGUAGCACGUCGCGGCUGCACAGCAUCGAGGCCAUCCUGGGGUUUACCAAGGAUGAUGGGAUCCUAGGUACGUUCCCAGCAGAACGCGGUACCCGGGGCCCAAAGGAACGGGAUCCGAGACUGGGUGCACGGCCUGCCUGCCCUAAGGCUCCGGGAGGAGGCGCAGAACCGUCCCCACCGCCAGUCCCGGGGCUAGUGCCCGAGUACGAAGCUUCUCGCCCCUGCUGCCCCAAGGAGCCAGGAGAGGCACGGCCGAGCCCCGGGGUGUUGGUUGGACCAGCGACAGGCGACGCAAAGCUGUCGGAGGAGGAACAGCCCAAGAAGAAGCACCGACGGAACCGCACCACUUUCACCACGUACCAACUGCACGAACUGGAGCGAGCGUUCGAGAAGUCCCACUACCCUGACGUGUACAGCCGCGAAGAGCUGGCCGGCAAGGUCAACCUACCCGAGGUUCGGGUCCAGGUGUGGUUCCAGAACCGACGGGCCAAAUGGAGACGGCAGGAGAAGCUGGAAGUGUCCUCCAUGAAGUUGCAGGACUCGCCCCUCCUCUCCUUCAGUCGCUCCCCACCGUCGGCGGCUCUGGCCCCCCUCGGGCCUGGCCCAGGCAACGGUGGCGGACCUCCCGGGGGCGCCCUGCCGCUGGAGUCCUGGCUCGGGCCGCCGCUGUCCGGUGGGGGUGCCACGACCUUGCAGAGCCUGCCCGGCUUCGGGCCGCCAGCGCAGAGCCUGCCCACCAGCUACACGCCGCCGCCGCCGCCGCCGCCGCCGCCGCCGCCCUUCCUGAACUCCCAGUCGCUGGGCGCGGGCCUGCAACAGCUGGGGCCCCCGCCUCCCGCCUACCACUGCGGGCCCGGCUUCGGGGACAAGUUCUCGCUGGACGAGGCGGACCCGCGCAACAGCAGCAUCGCUGCCCUGCGUCUGAAGGCCAAGGAGCACAUCCAGGCCAUCGGGAAGCCCUGGUAG
Molecule: messenger RNA, 1044 nt
Organism: Nannospalax galili (Upper Galilee mountains blind mole rat)
Lineage: Eukaryota; Metazoa; Chordata; Mammalia; Rodentia; Spalacidae
Gene: Rax
Product: retina and anterior neural fold homeobox
Exons: 3
Coding region: 1-1044 (347 amino acids)
Biological process (GO): positive regulation of transcription by RNA polymerase II
Molecular function (GO): DNA-binding transcription factor activity, RNA polymerase II-specific; RNA polymerase II cis-regulatory region sequence-specific DNA binding
Source: RefSeq, a predicted model, not a curated record